Racocetra fulgida is the source of this 1905-nucleotide messenger RNA. NCBI's taxonomy places the organism in Eukaryota, Fungi, Glomeromycota, Glomeromycetes, Diversisporales, Gigasporaceae. The record is from the annotation of a GenBank genome assembly.
AUGGCCGUAUCUGUAGUGAAUUACCAAAGCGAACAAAAUGUGUCAAAAUUGAAUUCCUUAGGAUAUGAUGACGAAAGUGUUUCAUUAGCAAAAAAAUUUUUACCUUCACAUUCGCCAAAAUCUUCUCGCCUUCCUACUUUUGAGACAACUGUGUCACUUCAAAAUGCUUCUGGGAAUUCCCAACGUUUCCUAUCACAAGGAAAUGUACGUAACAACGCUAAUAUGGGUUCUCAUCGUCACAGUAUGUAUUGCGGUGAUCCUUCAUCUAAUUUACAGCAACAGUCGCCUUCACAAAAUCGUAAUGGAUGUAAACAGUCUUUUUCACAAAGUCGUUUAGAAAAAAAAAGGGCUUCUAGUUUUAGUAGUUUUAGUGAAAAUUCCAGAAAAUUCAAAUCAUCGCAAAGUUUUAAUUCUCAAUUACCAAUAACUACACUGCAGAAAGUUGAUAAACAACCAAUUUCACCUCAACAGGGUGAAAAAUCUUCUCCAAUUUCUAAAUCUCCUAAAUCAAUACAAGGUUCUGAACAAUUGUAUAUUCAAUCACAAAGGCCAUCACAGCUCACAGGUCAAGAAAAGUCAUCGCAACAUACUGAUCAAAAGCAGUCUUCUAGUAAAUUAGAUCAAAAACAAAAGGUUGGUGAAUCUACUAAGAAAGUUCAACAAGAUCAAAAAGUCUUAGAAAAGAAAUCUUCUACUCCUGACCAAAACAAUAAAUCAUCUACUCCUGACCAAAACAAUAAAUCAUCUAUUCCAUCUCCUGCAAAUCAGAGUUUGGAAUUAACGUCUCCUAAAAAUCUUGAUCAAAAACUUUCUAAAGAACUCUCUCAACCUAACAAAGUUACAAAUGACGAUACUGACUCAAAUAUUGUUAUACCUACUGCUAAUGUUGCGCAAAACCCUCAGAAUUCAACAGGACAACAAUCAUAUAAUCAACCAUCUUUCAAUAAUACAAAUGAUCUUCGAAAAUCUAUGUAUAAAGAACAAUCUACUUCUUUUACGAAACGUUUAAGGAGAGUAUUUAGUUUAAGUAAUAUUAAACAAGAUGGUGCUACACAAAUUAAUUCAUCGACUUCAAAUUCAAGUUCACCAUCACCUCUAAGUUCUCCUCCAAUUACUCCUAAAUUUUCUUCUCUUCGUAAUGAUAAGAAACAGCACAAAGAACUUAAACAUCAGCAUCAAUCUUCACAAGAUCGACAGCGACAAUUUCGAACUUCAUCUUCAGACCGAUGCCCUAGCCAAAAAAAGCGAUCUGAUGAUAAAAAUCGUAAUUCUAAGGACGGAACUGAUGUUAAAGAACGUACCUCUAUAGAAAUUUUCAAAAAGGCAUCUAUUCCUCCUCGGUUUUCUUCUUUGCCAUCACGAAAUAACAAACGUUAUAAACAUCCAACAAUACAACAAUUACAACUUCAGUGUCAACCACAAACUAGUAACCAAUCUGUCCCAGUUAAUCAAGAUUCUCUAUCCGAUAAUCAUGUCAACAAACAACCUAUUACUCAAAGUCCGUUAGAUUCACCUCAAUCACCAGGAACUUCUUCACCUUCUACCGAAACAUCUGAAAAGCUUAAUACUCCCACAUUUAUUUCUACCAUCAAAGCUAAUAAACCAUAUCUUAACAUGAACACAAGCGCAUCUCGUUCUGUGCCUUUGCUUGCUACUACAAGGGAUACUGAUCUUCCCCUGACUCCAUCUACGCCUUCUUCUUUGAAGAAACUUCAAUUUUCUUCAGAUAUUCUUAUACAUGAAACUUGGACACGUGACGAUUACGAUCGUCGAGGCGAUCAGACAACUUGCAACAAGCUCACCCCUCUCCUUGCUCAAAAGAUUAAACAAGAAUUAAAUGAAUUCAAGUUGAUUGAGAUGCAAGUUCACGAAGACAGCAAAAAGAAUACCCAUUUUUUUGCUUAG